AACCAACACAAACAAAAGUGUCUUAUUUUCAUUUUGUACAAUUUUGUGAUGUAAACUGGGAAAUGAUAGUUGAGGAGGCUGGAAGUAGUACGGAGUUUUUCUAUUAACAUGAAUUAAGCUUUACUUUCAAUAAUUAUUACUUCCAGUUGUAAAUUUAUUUAACAUUUCAUUAAUCCCGGUUUUGGUAGAUUGCUGUAAAAUCCGUUGGAAGUUGAUAGUGACGUGAAAAGAUGGAUCAAUCUAACAGAAGGAAAAUUGGAAACUUAAGGCGUAGUAAUUUAAAGAAAUUCCCAAAAGAAAUGAAUGGAAACAGUCAAGGUGGGUGUAAUUAUAAAGGCGAAAGUAUUCGAAGACAAAAGCAAACAAGAGAAUGUUACAAAAAUGAAGACCAAGAUCAUGGAAGAGUAGGGGAUGGAUUACCAAAUUACAUGCCAUUGCACGGACAACGGUUGUUUGCAGCAGUGUCUGACCCGGCAGUAUGCGGCUAUCCAGUUUCUUUGGGCUAUCCGUAUGACCCCAUCCCCCUCUCUGUGGGAUAUCCUAUGUACCACCCACCCCAAUACACACACAGAAUGCCUUACCAAGACUCUGUGUAUUCACCACGCAGGUCACGUUUGAGAAACAACCAUGAAAAAGGUGAUCAUUCCAAAGAUACAUUCCAGACUGUUGAUGAAUAUACUAGUCUACCACCUGGUAAUUUACAAGAUAUUGAGUCUGACCAGCAGCGCAGAUUCAGUGAUCCGGGACUGGCAAACAAUACAGGAUCUGAAGAGGACUCGUUGUCUAAUGAAGGAUCCUCACCCUCAUGGUUCGAGGAUAGUCAAAUCGCUAACCAGAUUGAGGCCUUAGUAUUGGAAAAUAAGCGACUCUCAAAGGAAUUGAAAGAGACACAAACUGAACUUCAAGAACUGAAAUUGGAAGUCUCCUCUCUGACACAAAUGCAGUCUACUUGUGAACCUGGAUUCAUUUCAGACCUAGUACGAGAAGUACAUGAAGCUACAAAAAUAAGGGAAGACACUAUGUUGGCAAGAAUGAGAGUGUUUACAGAAAAUUUCCAGCAGAGUGCAAGCCGAACUUCUUCACUAGUUGAACUGAAAAGGGAAUGCACCAAAGAAUGUGUAGAGAAGAAGGAACAGUUGGCCGAAGAGAAGGAUGAGUUGUCCAAGAGACUGGCGAGGCUGGAGGAGCAGAUGAAGUUGAUACUCACUCACAAUAGUAGCAACCAGGAGACGUCUCAGGAGCUGUUGCUCCAGUCACAGAAGAAGAAGCAGCAGUUGGAACAAGAGCUCAAGACGGCUGUGGAUGCCAGAAAAGUUGCUGAAGCCAAUGCCUCUUCAUACGAGCGGUUAUUCAACUCGAUAACGAAGAGGCUGCCAAACGGCUUGGUGCUGGAGGAGAAAAUCCCUAUAAGUGCAGCCCCUGCAGUCUCUCUCGAUACAAGUGAAUCUCUUACUAGCAGCCUGGGCUCAGGGUCUCUCCACUCGCCACAAGUGACCAUGUCCGGUCCCGUCACUGACCUUUGACACCAUCUCACUGCCCUCCUCUGUGCCUCUUGACUUGUGCUCUGUGUCGCUUGGCUCUUGGUUGCUAAGUAGAGACAUACCUCACCCUCCUCUCAGAGUAACUUUGGUUUGGUCUUCAAUAGCUUUUAUUACAAUUACUCAGUCAAAAGUAAAUAUUUUAAUGUCAACUACACAAGAAAGUAAAGUAUUUACAAUUUUAGUUAUAUAUUUUAAGAUAGUGUGAUCUUUACAUCAAUUUAAAAUAUUAAGAAGCAGAUUAAGAUUUGAAAUUUUGUCCUAAGCCAUUGUUUGGUCAACCUUCUAUAUUACAAACAAGGUUUCCUUAUUCUACCUAGACACUUGUAAAACUGUGUCUACCAAUAAUCUUGUGAUAAUUUAUAUCCUCUAUGUUAUUAUCACCGAAAGUUGACCAUUUUCAGUUAAGAGCAUUUUUUGUGUGAUUUGUGAUCUGAGACAGAAAAUCUGGUGUAGAAGUACUUAGUCUUAGUAAAGGUCAUCAAUAAUAUGGCUCACCAGCAGAUUUGUAUUUAAAGUUUAUUCCUGUAAAAACGUCUAAGAAGAGAAAUAUGUUUUGUUGUGUUUAUAGCUAGCUGUAUAGGACUGUUAUGUAAAUUAAUCUCUCAUACCUACUGUCAACCUUGUGGGUUUUCAGAACUGUGGAUUUGAAUCUGUUAUAAGAGAGAUAACAAUGUAAUAAAAUCUUUUAUUUUUUGUUUUUAA
This is a messenger RNA of Homalodisca vitripennis (glassy-winged sharpshooter), 2243 nucleotides long. Its product is annotated as restin homolog. Lineage: Eukaryota; Metazoa; Arthropoda; Insecta; Hemiptera; Cicadellidae. The coding region runs from base 231 to 1523 and encodes 430 amino acids. The record is from RefSeq and is a predicted model, not a curated record. The transcript is spliced from 7 exons.